GAAAACUAUGAAGUAGCUUUUGAGAACUUGUAUUAAUUAUUUAAAGAUUCUGAUUUAACAAUGGAUAACGAAUUUCCUGACCCUGAAGAUGAAUUUGAUUUGGAACAUGAAGAUGAAUAUGAAGUUUUACGGGAACUGGAAGCUGCUGAGAGGGGAGAAGUAAUUUCUAAUAAGUCUAUAGUGGAAAGUCAAAUCACAAAACAAAUAUCCCAAAACAUUAACAGUAAUUCACAACUCACAAAUAAAUUUUCCAAUAGUCAAAAUACCCAAUCGAACGAUCUAACUUUGAUAGAAACUGUGCAAAAUCAGUUGCAGUUAAGUAUCGAUACUAGUAGAAAAAGACCUAUAGAUCAAAUUUCUCAAGAAACGUUAUUUAAUAUAAAUGAUUCCAUUGAUGUAAGUGAUUUCAAUGGAUUUGAUCAGGUGAACCUGCAACAAAAUAAAAGACCUUGUUGGGAUCAACCGGAUGAAGUCAUAAGAUUAAUUCUUGAUAGAAGAAAACUUCUUCAAAGUGGUUUCACAAAUAACAGUAUUGUAGGAAAUAUUGAAAAAUCAACUUAUGACAGGACGAAAAAAAAUUCCAUAACAACAAGAGUUCCGAAAUAUGAUUUUAUUGCCCUCACUCGUACUGAAGAUGGAAAUCGUAUAUACAUAAAAGUAUCUGAAAAAAAUAAAUAUGUACCAAAAGCUUACAAAUCAAGUUCUGGGUUUUUAAUUAAAUCUUUCAAUCAUUUGAAAGGAGAAGCUGAGAACAUAGUUUCUAAAAUCAAUAAAAGAGAUGAUCUAUUUUUGGAAUCAUCAAACCAAGAAAAUCUUAGCUGUGAGUUAUGGGUUGACAAGUAUCGCCCAAAACGAUAUUUGGAAUUGCUAUCAGAUGAACAUGUUAAUAAAUCAUUACUCUACUGGUUGAAACUUUGGGAUAAGAUUGUAUUCGACAGAGAUCCAAAAGUCAGAUCUAAGAAGCCUCAAGCAUUUUCAAAAUUCAAAAGCAAGUUUAAGAAGAAAGAAAAUGUGCCUGAUCAUGAUAGUAAAGGUUUUCCAACUCAAAGAAUAGCUUUACUUACUGGUUCUCCUGGAUUAGGAAAAACUACAUUAGCACAUAUAGCUGCAAAACAUGCUGGAUAUAAUAUUGUUGAAUUGAAUGCAAGUGAUGAUAGAGGCCCUGAAGCUUUUAGGGAAGCACUUUUGGCUUCAACCCAAAUGAGAGCUGUGAUAGAUCAAGAAAAACGUCCUAAUUGUCUUGUUUUGGAUGAGAUUGAUGGAGCUCCAGCAGCUUCGAUUGAUCUUCUUUUGAAAUUUAUUCAUGGCAAAUUAGCUCCAAAAGGAAAAAAUGCUAAAAAAAAUCAAAAAGAAAAUAAUGGUUGCCGACGACCGAUUAUUUGUAUUUGCAAUGACUUAUACACUCCAUCGUUAAGACCUCUUAGAUCAAUGGCAUUGAUAUUAAAUGUACCAGAAAUAAGUCCAGCAAUGUUAGCUGACCGAUUGAAAAAGAUAGCAUGUAAGGAAGGUUUACAGGUGGAUUCCAAAGUUUUAUUGGAUUUAGCGCAGAGGUCAGCUUGCGACGUCAGAGCUUGUUUGGGAAUAUUACAAUACACCGGUGGAAAGCCUGAUAUGUUGAAAAAUCUGGCGUUCGGUUUGAAAGAUAUGCGAAAAGGUCUUUUUGAAUCGUGGAAAGAACUGCUGCAAGUACCCAUGACUAGAGAAGGAAUUGUAUCGGAGCACAAGAGAGCACAAAAAGUCGUCAAGAUUGUUCAUCAAGGAGAGCCCGAGCGCUUGAUGCAAGGAAUUUUCCAUAAUUACCCGGAGAUCUGCAAAGAUAGGAUCGUGCUGGUAUCCGAGUCGUUGGAAUGGUUUGAAUUCUAUGACCAAGUAAACGCGUUAGUAAUGGAGCGUCAAACUUGGAUGCUAAUGCCAUACACGAUGUCGGCAUUCGUGGCUUGGCACUUGUACUUGUCGGGCACGCAGGUGCCGAAAAUCUCGUUUCCAUCAGCCGCAUUAGAGGUGAAUCAGAAAUUAGAAAGGAACAUGGCGAUUUUGACGAUAACGAAGAAAGUAUCCAAGUACGAUAUCUUAACACUGAUCGCGGAAAUCUUGCCAUAUUUGCCUGAUUUACUGACUCCAAAAUUGCGGUCUGUGAACGCACAGCUGUACUCACAGGCAGAAAAACAAAAUCUCGAUCGGUUGGUGAAUCUAAUGUUGGACUUUGGAUUAACGUUCACGCAAGAGAAGAAGCCCGAAGGCGGGUACGAGUACAUUCUCGACCCCAAUGUUUGGGACAUCGGUACCUUUCCCGAAGGAAAAGCUCGCAAGCAGUUACCUUAUGCUGUUAAGCAGAUAGUCAUUCAAGAAUUGGAGGCAGCGAGAAUACGUCGAAGUGUCAUAAUGAGCGGCGAAGAAGAAACGAAGAAGCUGUCGACAUGGCCGUCAUCGUCCUCGAAAGAAAAUCCCGGCCAAUCAAAAUCCAAAGCGGACGGGAGCCUCCCAAACCAUUUGAAGCAACAAUUGAAUCCAAUCGAGAUAACACCGAGGAAUGACAAGCGCUGUCGUAACUUUUUCUCUGCAUUCCAAAAGGCAGGACAAGAAAACUUGAAAACCAAGAAGGCAAAAGACAUAGAGAUGGGCAUAAUAAGUCCAGAAACACUAUCGAAGGCCGAAAGGGACAGGGCUUUUGUCAAAGCGAAAAUGGAUUUAAUGAAAAGCGAUGUACAUUAUGUAUAUAAUGAGGGUUACACCAAUGCUGGAGUCCACGUUAUGAAUUAUAUUUACGAUAACGAGAACAAAAACAUUUUACCCGUACGAGCCAAGCUGGUUCAACAGCUUCAAGGCUGCGAUCAUCUUCUUCUCAUUAAAAUUCUCAUUCAAUUUCAAAGGGUCAAAUUGGCAAUUGUUACAUUUCUUGGCCACGAUGGUCGCGAUGAGUUUCAAAGUUAUUUUCAUGGAAAAAUUUAUUUGAGAUAUUAAAGGAUUUGAAGAUUGAAUUUUUAAUCAAUACUAAUAUAACAGAUAGUUCAUGUAUUUUUAAAAACUGAAAGCGUUCAUUUAAGACUAUUUAAAACUUCAUAUGAGUUUCAUUGAUCAUAUUACUGUAAAAUUGUAAUACACUUUGAUUGUUCAGAAAAUUGUACUAUUUUUCCUUAUUUGCUUUUUAAAUUAACAUUUAUCAAUGAUCAAGA
Phymastichus coffea is the source of this 3173-nucleotide messenger RNA. It is a transcript of the gene cutlet, whose product is annotated as chromosome transmission fidelity protein 18 homolog. The record is from RefSeq and is a predicted model, not a curated record. Bases 61 to 2961 code for a protein of 966 amino acids. Lineage: Eukaryota; Metazoa; Arthropoda; Insecta; Hymenoptera; Eulophidae. Gene Ontology annotation, molecular function: ATP hydrolysis activity; ATP binding. The transcript is spliced from 12 exons.